Messenger RNA from Scylla paramamosain (green mud crab), 1492 nucleotides. RefSeq lists its product as uncharacterized. Bases 120 to 1136 code for a protein of 338 amino acids. NCBI's taxonomy places the organism in Eukaryota, Metazoa, Arthropoda, Malacostraca, Decapoda, Portunidae. The record is from RefSeq and is a predicted model, not a curated record. The transcript is spliced from 2 exons.
CCCUGCAACCUGGCCUCCUCAAAUAACGGCCACGGCGUCACGUACUUGGUGUCGUCACUUCCUGUCACGCCCUUUUUGACCUCCUCACUUAAAUACACACAGGCACACACACGACAGUCAUGGGGAGGGUCUUGCUGUGCCCGCUGCUGCUGCUGCUGCUUCUGGUGCUAAGUCCUGGAAGCGCACCAACCCCCACCCUUGUCCAAGACUGCAGUACUGUCGACACGGUAGUGAAGGAAGGACAAACACAAGUCAUCAACACUAUAGGCAUUGGAGGGGGUGGCGGCUCCUUCAAUCUGUUUAUGAAGCCUGGGAAUGACUUUGAGGGCGUCCGUCUUGAGGUGCAGGCUAGUGACGGCACUCACCACACUGCUUGGUUCCCUGCCGAGGAGGAAUGUUUCCCGGGCGAUGGCACGUGGAUACAAUUUCUGGCGGGGACAUGGAUAACCGAUGUGGGGCUUGGUUUCCGCUUUAGGUCUACAACAUGCUGGAAGUGGUGCGUGAUCACGACCCAGGGAAGGCCCAUCAGCUUUAGCGCAGUGGCUUACAGCCGUUCUUCGUGGAUAAAGGGAUAUCCACCCGAGGGCUGUAACAUUACCUACUAUACAGGCAGGGCCGAAAAACUAUCCACCUGCCAGGAGCUACCAUUCACUCCCACAGCCAACACAACCACGACGCCCUCUACUCCUAUGCUGACACAAGACAAAAUAGUAAUCAUAGCGGCGUCAGCAGCAGGAGUGCUGGUGGUGGUGGUAGUGGUAGUGGUGGUGUUGAUGGUGAACUAUCGGAAGCGGAACUCUGUGACAUUAUCAAAUGAGGUGAGGUUCCAGUCCCAGCCUACCGUCGCCACCCGCCCCCUGCAGUUCACCACCGGCCAGGGACACAUCUCAGACCAAGACCAGGAGGGCUUCUGUUACCAAAUCCUGCCUGAUCGCUCAGCACGCAGAGUGGUGGUGUUGCGCAAUGUACAGGAUUUUGGGAAAAUCGUUUAUGAUGAUGUGCAGCCUGAACAGGACGUGCUGCCUCACUUACCUGUUUAUAAGAAUGUGCCUCCUCCAAUUGUUGGCACCUCCCCUAACGGGCACCUGGAGGGUCCGGGAGUCCGUGGGUCACACCUAUACGCCACGGUGCCGUAAGCAACAUGCACUGGAAGCUGAAAAAUACAACCAGAAGGCUGUAAGGAAACCAAUUUCUGUGUUUUGUAAUGGAGAAUCAGUAGGCAGGGUGUUCCUUCAAGUGUGUGUAAAUGAUGUCUUCAGAUUUGCUUGGCUAGGUUUGUUUUAGCAAAGUUGAUCUUUCUUUGUUCGCUUGUUAGCUUAAGCUAGAGUGGCCUUGGUUGACUGAUGCAGCGCAGCGAACUGGGCAGUCUUUCGUUACAUAUUUAGUUAAGGAAUCGGUCUCAUGAGUUAGUAGUUUGGUUCGUUCGAAGGGUAAGUCGAACUUAUAUGCUCUAAAAAUAAUAAAAAAUCAGUCCAUCUGAACCAACACCUGC